Messenger RNA from Acanthopagrus latus (yellowfin seabream), 2563 nucleotides. Its product is annotated as aspartate aminotransferase, mitochondrial-like. The record is from RefSeq and is a predicted model, not a curated record. Gene Ontology annotation, biological process: biosynthetic process; L-aspartate catabolic process. Gene Ontology annotation, cellular component: mitochondrion. Gene Ontology annotation, molecular function: L-aspartate:2-oxoglutarate transaminase activity; pyridoxal phosphate binding. Bases 83 to 1369 code for a protein of 428 amino acids. The transcript is spliced from 10 exons. NCBI's taxonomy places the organism in Eukaryota, Metazoa, Chordata, Actinopteri, Spariformes, Sparidae.
UCGGUGCGUAGCGUCGUGGUCGUGCCUGCCCUUCACAUCCUUCCACAUCCUACCAGGCUCUACUCCCAAGCGCAGUCCGACGAUGGCCCUGCUCAAGUCAAACAAGGUGAUCUCCUGUCUGGGGAACAUUUCCCCGGCCCUGGGAGUUCUGUCCAGCCGCAACAGCUCAUGGUGGGGUGGAGUGCAGAUGGGUCCCCCCGAUCCCAUCCUGGGGGUGAGCGAGGCCUUUAAGAAGGACACCAACCCUAAGAAGAUGAACCUGGGAGUGGGAGCCUACAGGGAUGACCAGGGCAAGCCCUUUGUGCUCAGCUGUGUCCGCAAGGCAGAGGCUAUCAUUGCAGCCAAGCAGCUGGACAAGGAGUACCUAGGCAUUGGUGGUUUGGCAGAGUUCACCAAGUGCUGUGCCCAACUCGCUCUUGGCAAUGAUAAUGAGGUCUUGAAGAGUGGCAGGAGCAUCACAGUCCAGACCAUCUCAGGAACUGGUUCUCUGCGCAUUGGGGCCAACUUUUUGUCUCGUUUCCAUGGGGGUCCUCGUGAUAUGUACCUGCCCAAACCGUCCUGGGGAAACCACACACCCAUCUUCAGAGAUGCCGGGAUGCAGCUCAAAGCUUACAGAUACUACGACCCCUCCACCUGUGGCUUUGACUUCAAAGGAGCUCUCGACGAUAUCUCUAAAAUCCCAGAGCAGAGUGUGAUCAUGCUGCAUGCUUGCGCCCACAACCCCACUGGUGUGGACCCCAAGCCUGAGCAGUGGAAGGAGAUUUCUGAUCUUGUGAAGAAAAGGAACCUGCUUGUGUUCUUCGACAUGGCUUACCAGGGCUUUGCCAGUGGUGACAUCGACCGUGACGCCUGGGCUGUGCGCUACUUCAUUGAGCAGGGCCACAACAUCCUGCUUUCCCAGUCCUUUGCUAAGAACAUGGGUCUCUAUGGUGAGCGUGUUGGAGGCUUCACUGUGGUGUGCGGUGAUGUAGACGAGGCAAAGAGGGUAGAGUCUCAACUCAAGAUCCUGAUCAGGCCCAUUUACUCCAACCCACCAAUGAAUGGCGCCAGAAUUGCAUCAACCAUUCUCAGCACACCAGACCUGCGCUCACUGUGGCUGGAGGAGGUCCACGGUAUGGCUAACCGCAUCAUUAAGAUGAGAGAACAGCUGGUUGCUGGUCUACAGAAGGAGGGCUCCACUCACAACUGGCAGCAUGUCAUCGACCAGAUUGGCAUGUUCUGCUUCACAGGCCUCAAACCUGAUCAGGUUGAGCGCCUGACAAAGGAGUUCUCAGUGUACAUGACCAAGGAUGGCAGAAUUUCCAUGGCAGGCGUGUCCUCCGGGAACGUGGGCUACCUGGCACACGGGAUCCACGCGGUCACCAAGUAGACUGGAUGCUGCAAGGAGAGCUACGAAAAUCAAAGCAGCAGUGUUUAAGAGGAGAUUAAUGCGUCACUAAUUCGCUGUCUGCUCUAUUCCACCAUUUAGAAGAGAGCUCAGUAUUUUGUUAGACAUUUUCUUGAUUGGAUUUCAAGUUCAACUUGGAACAUUCACUGCUGUUAAACGGUUUAGUUCCUGGUUACCUUUUCUUAAACAUUUCACUGGCUCCCCUGCCAAAUUGUAAGAGACAUGUUUGCUCCCACCACAGACGGUUCAUCUUUGCUUAUUUAUUAUGUGGAAUCAACUGUCGGCUGUGCAUUAGUGUCCUCCUAAAUGUCUGCUGUUUUAUCUGCUGUGAGCUCAUUCACUUUAAAACAUCCAGGAACCAACAUCGGGGUAAUAUUAGCCUGUUCAUUAGUGUUACGAUCAUGUUGAAGACUCUGUUGCAUUUGAAAGCCUGUCAAAAAUGUGAUUUCUGUUGUUUUUUUCCUUAAUUUUUAUGGAGGAGUCGUAGCACUUUAUAAGGUGUAAGGCACUGUUUGAGGUUCAAUAUUUAGCUGGCACUCUUUAUUUCUCAAUUAAGUAAUCAGUUAACUAUCAGGCAGAUCUGUUUUUUUCAUCUGAAUUAAUCAGUCAUCCAGUAAUUUCCUCAUUAUUUCUGUUGGGAAUCUUUCUCAGUAUGUUUCCAACAGGAUUCAUGAAUGAUUUCUGGUGGCAGCACAGCCGUCUCUCCGUCAGUCCCUUUUUAAUCCAAAAAAGCCAAAAAACGGUUAAACUCCGUACAGAGAACCAAUCAAUAUUUUGAAAGAAUUACACAGAUAGAAUUGUUUCUUCAUAAAGCACCACAGCCCCAAACUGAAUGUCCCAUUUCUUACAUUCUCUUCAUAAUGGAGUCCUUGUAUUUCAUCCAGAUGUCUCUGUGUUGAUAAUAAAGAUGAGUGGGGCACCUGAUUUAGGUGAACACUGGACAGUUCAUGAAGAAAUAUGCACAUGCUAUUCAUUUACUCAGAUAUCAUGGAUCAGUGAAUGAAUCUGUUCGUCAGUGAGACCGUUGGAUACACAGGGCAUUUUAAAAAUGUGGGGUUUUCCCCAGUCUGGUCAUACUUCUGAAACUCCUGGCAUGUUGCCUCCACAUUUUGCAGUAUGUCAUAAAACAAUGGAACCGUGAUCAUUGAACAAACAAUAAAUGGCUAUAGAGUAUUC